AUGACGACACACGUACGACGCAAGCCCGCAGGACCGUCGCUUCCGGCCUCGGCGGCCCUAGCGCCGCGCGACGGGGUAGGUCGUCUGGCUUUGAGCGGUAUGCGGUGCUGAGGAGCGGCGGUCUCCACGACGGCGUCAUGAACCUCCUGCCGUGUAACCCCCACGGCAACGGGCUGCUGUAUGCCGGCUUCAACCAGGACCACGGGUGUUUUGCAUGUGGAAUGGAGAAUGGAUUCCGAGUCUAUAACACCGAUCCACUCAAAGAAAAAGAAAAGCAAGAAUUUUUAGAAGGAGGAGUUGGCCAUGUGGAAAUGCUAUUUCGCUGUAACUACUUAGCUUUAGUCGGUGGUGGAAAAAAACCGAAGUACCCUCCCAACAAAGUGAUGAUCUGGGAUGACCUGAAGAAGAAGACCGUCAUCGAGAUCGAGUUCUCCACAGAGGUCAAGGCCGUCAAGCUGCGGAGAGACAGAAUUGUGGUGGUUUUGGACUCGAUGAUUAAGGUGUUCACAUUCACACACAAUCCCCAUCAGUUGCACGUCUUUGAAACCUGCUAUAACCCUAAAGGCCUCUGUGUCCUCUGUCCCAACAGUAACAACUCCCUUCUUGCCUUCCCCGGCACUCACACUGGCCAUGUACAACUUGUGGACCUGGCCAGCACCGAAAAACCACCAGUGGACAUUCCUGCACAUGAGGGUGUCCUGAGCUGUAUUGCUCUCAACCUGCAGGGAACAAGAAUUGCAACUGCAUCUGAAAAAGGGACCCUUAUAAGAAUAUUUGAUACUUCAUCAGGGCAUUUAAUCCAGGAGCUACGAAGAGGAUCUCAAGCCGCCAAUAUCUAUUGCAUCAACUUCAAUCAGGACGCCUCUCUGAUCUGUGUGUCCAGCGAUCAUGGCACUGUGCACAUUUUUGCAGCUGAAGAUCCAAAAAGGAAUAAACAGUCAAGUUUGGCAUCAGCCAGUUUCCUUCCAAAAUACUUCAGCUCCAAGUGGAGUUUUUCCAAGUUUCAGGUUCCCUCGGGCUCUCCGUGCAUCUGUGCCUUUGGAACAGAGCCCAAUGCAGUCAUUGCUAUCUGUGCAGAUGGCAGCUACUACAAGUUCCUGUUCAGUCCCAAGGGCGAGUGUGUCCGGGACGUGUGUGCACAAUUCCUGGAGAUGACCGAUGACAAGCUGUGACUGUGACUGUGCCUGUGAGUGCAGCUGAUGCCACCGCCCAGCGCCCUCUGGAUUCCUGGGGCUGGUGCCAGUGCCCCAGGCCCGCCAGGGAGGGGCUCAAGGACUCUCUCGAGGACCUUGGUCUUGAAGCCAUACGUGGUUGUCUGCCUUCCUGAUCAAGCCUUCUCAUUCCCAUAGUAAAGGAAUCACCGCGGUCUGCACACCCUGGCUCUGGGCGUCUUGUGCCAUUGCUGGCCACUACCCUUUAAUUCAACUGUGAUGUUAGCGUUAGUGGUCCCACUUUCAUGCCUGUAGGCCUCCUGCAGUCCCUGGGGACUAUCCCAGCACGAAUCGGCGGAAGCUUGUAGGAGUGAGCGUGCCAGGGCUUACAUCAAUACAAUUUCCAUAGGGUAACACUAGCAUCUCACCCAGCAAAGUGGUCCCUGCCACACGUGAGGAGCACCACAGAGUACACACUAGGGUGCCCUGAUCUCUUUGGGCCAUUAGAGUGAGUCAUUCUGCCAGAGAGCAGAAUGCUUGUGGCACCUCCUUGAGGCUCAGUCCUCGGGCUGCAGGGGGCAGGGGCAGGGGCAGGGUCUCCUGUUUAGUUUGGGUUAAAGCAGAACUUCCCAUUACCUGUAGGGAACAGAGUAAGACAGACUUUAAAAUUAGUCCCAGAAGAAAGCGUUCUUUGACUUUGGGGCCUUCUCAGCGCCGCGUCCGCGUGCCUCUAGCUACCGGUGUGGAGGGGGCUGCCUUGGCCUGUGGCGUCUAGCCCGCCUCAUCUCUCCCAGCAUCCACAGGGAACACACUAACACUGGGGAUGGCAGGCACAUCCUGGUACUGAUGCGGACUAUAGAUUCCGGGUUCUGUACCACCUGAGCUAUAUGUUUAGUUUUUUGUUUUUUUUUUUUUCCUUCUUUUUUAAUGUAUCUUCUAAGAAUCUCAGUUUUGCGGUUUUGAUUUCAGGUUGCAAACAUUUAAAUUGUGCACAGCAGCAGGUUCUCAGUUCUGCCAGUCCCUUCAUGCUCCUGUACUCAGCUAACUGUGGAUUUGAUGUCAAGUAUGCAUGUUACCUUAUGUGUAUUUAAUCAUGAAACUUAAUUUUGCACACUUGUUUGUACUGUUUUCUUUUAAAUAAAAGUGACUAAUUUUGUUGUAUUCUA
Messenger RNA from Meriones unguiculatus (Mongolian gerbil), 2317 nucleotides. It is a transcript of the gene Wdr45b, whose product is annotated as WD repeat domain 45B. Gene Ontology annotation, biological process: nucleophagy; autophagy of mitochondrion; protein localization to phagophore assembly site. NCBI's taxonomy places the organism in Eukaryota, Metazoa, Chordata, Mammalia, Rodentia, Muridae. Gene Ontology annotation, molecular function: phosphatidylinositol-3-phosphate binding; phosphatidylinositol-3,5-bisphosphate binding; protein binding. Bases 138 to 1172 code for a protein of 344 amino acids. The record is from RefSeq and is a predicted model, not a curated record. Gene Ontology annotation, cellular component: extrinsic component of membrane; cytosol; phagophore assembly site membrane. The transcript has 10 exons.